Phytophthora infestans T30-4 is the source of this 360-nucleotide messenger RNA. RefSeq lists its product as uncharacterized. NCBI's taxonomy places the organism in Eukaryota, Oomycota, Peronosporomycetes, Peronosporales, Peronosporaceae. The record is from RefSeq and is a predicted model, not a curated record. The coding region runs from base 1 to 360 and encodes 119 amino acids. The transcript is spliced from 2 exons.
AUGACGGCCAACGACGAUGAGCUCUGUCGUCAAUUCCUUCGGAUAAGCAUCGAGCAUCGAGCGUCCAACGCUACUUUGGGAACGGGGCACCCAGACUUUAGUGAGCGGGAGCAGUUCGAACGUCGGAAGGGACGGCUUUUAGCUCACCAAGCGCGUCGAGCCGAACGCAUUCACCUGCAUCAAGAAAACGAAAAACAGGAGUUCCAAGUCUUUCUCGAGCAAGAGAUUCCUCCAACGGAUGUCAAGAGGAUCUACAUGACAGAAAUUCAAGAUUCAUUGGUCGUUGAGAAGAUUCAACUGCAGACCAUGCAACUACAAAAUGCCGUUCGUCUGAAUCAAGCAAGACCAUCUAUUCGAUAG